Messenger RNA from Triticum aestivum (bread wheat), 2570 nucleotides. RefSeq names its product probable F-box protein At3g61730. The record is from RefSeq and is a predicted model, not a curated record. The transcript has 12 exons. Gene Ontology annotation, biological process: vesicle-mediated transport; reproductive system development. NCBI's taxonomy places the organism in Eukaryota, Viridiplantae, Streptophyta, Magnoliopsida, Poales, Poaceae. Gene Ontology annotation, molecular function: protein binding. The coding region runs from base 1018 to 2235 and encodes 405 amino acids. Gene Ontology annotation, cellular component: nucleus; membrane.
CAGCGGCUCUACGCCUUCGCGGCUUGCUUGGUUGCUGGACUCGCCCUCAUGAUGCUGUCACUUAUUGUUUUCGCCAGACCUAUCAAAUUUGCUCUGUUGUUUACAUUUGGAAACAUAAUGGCAGUUGGCAGUCUUCGUAAUGGGGGUAAAUAAACAAUUGAGGAUGAUGCUUGACCCAGUUCGUGUUUACGCAACGGCUAUUUAUGCUGGAUGUGCUGUUUUUGCUCUGAUUUUCGCUCUUUUGAUUCAUGACAAGCUGCUAACAUUGAUUGCAAUCAUAUGUGAGAUAUGUGCGCUCUUCUGGUAUAGCUUGAGCUACAUCCCUUUUGCUCGGCGGAUCGUCUCCGACCUGAUGGUCAAGCUCUGCGACACUGAACUAUGAUUUCAUCGCUCCAGCAAAAUCAGAGAACCGGUUCAUCUCCAUCGCUCCAGCAGUGCAUGUAUUCCGCCCAUUUCCCUGUUCUCUGAUGACUGGUGGCUGGAUCAAGCUCCGUAUUGUGCAUAAAUGCUACACGAGCGGCACUUUACUUGUGCAGCUCACAACUCCCUUCUGUAAUCCUUGAUUCCAUUUGUUUAUUUGAACUGAAUCAAAUUCUGUGCAAAUUACAGUAGUUGCUACAAAACCCAGAUAUAAACGGCAUCUUUGCUCUGCAAGAGUAGUCUCUGUGCUUGCAUUCAGAAGCUGCAGCCAUUCCUGCACAUACAGUUAUUUAUUAAUCCUGCACUUUUCAUUCCCCUCUGGCAGAAGAAACUGUACCAGGCAACCUUCGUUCGUGUCCGCUGGAUUGUGGGGCCCACCAGAAUGGACGUCGCGGCGGGCCCACACGCCAGUGAACCGGUGGGACGACACGCGUGGACUCCAGCUCUGCUUCAGUUCUCCCAGCCAUUUUCAAAUUUCGAAACCCGUGUCGCUCGCCUCCACCUAUAUAUGCGAUCGUCGCUGCUCCUCCUCCCCCCACACACGCAGCAGCAGCAGCGCACGGCACCUCGCCUCCGCCUCCCAGCCCCAGGCGCUGCAUGGGCAAGGCCUUCUCCCUCCUGCGCCCGGAGCCACAGCCACAGAGAGAGCCGGGGGAGGGGAUGGUGAUGGAGCUGAGGAAGCGCCCGCGGCCGCGGCGCCUCGACCCCGACUUCGUCUCGUCGCCGCCGCCCACGCCGCCCAGGAAGCGGCCGCGGAAGCAGGACGCGGAGAGGAAGCAGCCACCACGGCGGCCGGCGGCGGCGCAGAAGCCGCCAGCGCCGAGCAAGAGGGCCAGGUGCGUGCAGCAGGGCAUCGGGAGCCCCGUCGCCGGGCUCCAGCCUUCCAGGUGCUGCAGGAUCGUGGCGCCGCUCUCGCGCGUCUCCUUCAUCCCCCGCUCUCGCGUCCCCUUCAACUGGUAUGAGCCGGACAUCUGGACGGAGGUGGCCAAGCACCUGCACGGCGCUGACCUGCUGAGGCUCUCCGCCACCUGCCUCUGGUUCUUCCGCCUCCUCUACGAGGACUCCAUCUGGCGCUACGCCUUCCUCCGCGACCUCUCGCUCCGCACCAACGAUCCCAAGAUGCUCAGGCUCCUCCACGUUCCCCGCCCGUUCCACCGCUCCUGGCGCCUCCUCUACGCCACCGCCUUCGACGAUACCCAUGCGUACUGCUUCCGUCAGCCCGAGAAGCACAUUGAGUGGUUUCGCAUUGGUGGAUUCCUGAUGGACACGCCGAAGCUGCUGCUGACGGCCAAGCUGGCACUGCCACCGUGGAGGCCGAUCCUGGAUGAUGGCCCGGAGAUCUCCAUCGGAUUCAUGGGAGCCUGCUUGCUCACCAAUGUCCGCCCCGGCAUCUGGAUCGCUGACAUGAACAUGGUGCGAUGCCCCGUGUGCAACCUCAACAAGUGCGAAGGGACGAUGCAGGUUCUGGAUGCGCGGCACUGCGAGCUGUACCUGGAGAACAAGUUCAGGGAUGGGACCUGGGAGUACGAGGACCUUGGCAGUCACUUCAGCAAUGGGAAGCUGGAUACUGCCGCCGCUGCCAUCUUCAACUACGACUACAUCGAUUCCCCAUGCAUCAAAAAUAUUCUCAAUUCCAAGUCUUGGAUCCGGGAUCGCACCAACCUGCUGCCAAAGGGAUGCUUCACCCCGGUCGCUGUCGCCCUCAGCAGCAACCUCAAGCCCAACGAAGGGUUGCUGUCGAGGUUCCAGGCGAUGCGGGACAUGUCGAGGGGCGGGCAGAUCGUAUCUGUCAGGAUCACGCAGCAGCUCCUGUGAUUCGUUCGUGCUUGGUUCAUUUCUGGCUGGGUUCCUUGAUGCUGCGUUGUGGAAAUGUGUUAAUGCCUGGUAUUUAGUUUGCUCUGAUGCUAGCGCUGACAGGGGGAUAGUCAGAAAGGAAGGGGUACAGUGGGGUAGAUAAAUUCCAUCGCAGAAAAAAGAGAGUAGAGUAAUUAAAUCGGCGCUUAGAAAAGGAAAGUAGGAAAUUGCACAAAUGGGGCGGGCUCUCUGUUUGUUUUAUCGAUCAAUGUUUAAUGCAGUAUAUUUGUACUUCGUCGAAGAGCUGCACAGUUUUUUGAGCAUAUAUAUAAAUAUAUAUAGCACCUUGUGGAUUA